Pezoporus flaviventris is the source of this 484-nucleotide messenger RNA. RefSeq names its product cytochrome c oxidase subunit 7B, mitochondrial. NCBI's taxonomy places the organism in Eukaryota, Metazoa, Chordata, Aves, Psittaciformes, Psittacidae. Gene Ontology annotation, biological process: mitochondrial electron transport, cytochrome c to oxygen. The coding region runs from base 123 to 359 and encodes 78 amino acids. The record is from RefSeq and is a predicted model, not a curated record. The transcript is spliced from 3 exons.
UACCCACAGGGCUCCGCUGGCGGCGCGACCCAGCGGCCACUUCCGGCGCGACCAUUUUGUUUUUCACCGCUCGCCAAGGGUACCUGCUCCCGGCCGCCGCGGCUCCUGCCCCGCUCCUCACCAUGUUCCCCGUGGCUCGGGCUGCCCUCAACCUCACCGCUCGAGGCAUUCGGCAGACUGCAGUCAGACAAGCUCAUCGCAAACGUGAGCCUGACUUCCACGACAAACACGGAAACCUGGUGCUCAUUGGUGGAGCCGUUGUUUUUACUGCUGUCUGGGGAUACGUGCUUACACAGCUUGACAUUGAGUGGGGCUUCUCCCCUGUGGGUAGAGUCACUCCAAAAGAAUGGAGGCAGUAAUAAACUCUGCAUGUAAUGAACUGCUCUAAACUUUCACUGAAGAAACAAUCACGUAAUGGUAUUUGUUCUCUGAUUACCACUUGUGCAGGGGCAUUCCUGGUUUAAUAAACAUACCUAGAAACCUG